Molecule: messenger RNA, 945 nt
Organism: Salmo salar (Atlantic salmon)
Lineage: Eukaryota; Metazoa; Chordata; Actinopteri; Salmoniformes; Salmonidae
Product: T-box transcription factor TBX19
Biological process (GO): mesoderm formation; positive regulation of DNA-templated transcription; cell fate specification
Cellular component (GO): chromatin; nucleus
Molecular function (GO): DNA-binding transcription factor activity, RNA polymerase II-specific; RNA polymerase II cis-regulatory region sequence-specific DNA binding
Source: RefSeq, a predicted model, not a curated record
AUGAAGGUUGAGGGUUUAGCUGAAGGUCCUGGUCCUGCCAGCCAGUGCUGUAUCUCGCGACUGCUAAGCGUGGUGGAGAGCGAGUUGCAAGCGGGGCGAGAGAAGGGGGACCCCACCGAGAAGCAGCUGAAGGUGACGCUCGAGGAAGCGGAACUGUGGCGGAAGUUUAAGGAAGUCACCAAUGAGAUGAUAGUCACCAAAAGCGGCAGGCGGAUGUUUCCGGUGCUGAAAGUGAGUGUAUCGGGUCUGGACCCCAACGCCAUGUACUCCUUCCUGCUGGACUUCCAGCCAGCUGACAGCCACCGCUGGAAGUACGUUAACGGGGAGUGGGUUACAGCCGGUAAACCGGAGCCUGUCGGUAAUGGUUGUGUGUACAUCCAUCCCGACUCACCCAACUUCGGGGCCCACUGGAUGAAGGCACCUGUCUCCUUCAGCAAGGUCAAACUCACCAACAAGCUCAACGGAGGUGGACAGAUCAUGUUGAACUCUCUCCAUAAGUAUGAACCUCAGCUCCACAUUGUGAGAGUGGGCGGAAGCCACCGAAUGGUCACUAACGUCUCUUUCAGCGACACACAGUUCAUCGCUGUCACUGCCUACCAGAAUGAAGAGAUCACCGCUCUGAAGAUCAAAUACAACCCCUUCGCUAAGGCUUUCCUGGAUGCCAAAGAGAGGAACCACCCGAACAGUCCAUUGGAGUCCCCAUUUGAUAGCCAUAUGGGAAUUCAACACUGUGGUUGGUUUCUGUCUAACCCAGACUCGCUGUGUUCUGGUGGGGGUCCUAGCUUCCCCUAUAGCGGGGGUCUGCCUCUCGCCCCCCCUCAUGGGUACAAGCACUACCCCCCCAGGCCAGCUCCCUACCCCCCCCCCUACCUGCCACACCGCACGCACACUUCUGGUGAGACACACCGCCAUCUCGCCAGCUCUCUCUUCCAAAUCCUUUUUUAA